This is a messenger RNA of Xyrauchen texanus (razorback sucker), 3230 nucleotides long. Its product is annotated as protein FAM219A-like. NCBI's taxonomy places the organism in Eukaryota, Metazoa, Chordata, Actinopteri, Cypriniformes, Catostomidae. The transcript is spliced from 6 exons. The record is from RefSeq and is a predicted model, not a curated record. Bases 429 to 983 code for a protein of 184 amino acids.
UGUGCCGCCCCAGAGAGCAUUGCCACCCUAGGCGCCUGGCUAUAUCGCCUAUGCCAGGAUCCGCUACUGCGUCCAACACAACAUAACCCUGCACAAAAUAUAGCCAUCUUAAGGUUGCACACACCUUCAGAUAAACCCUAUGUAUUUGUGAUGCUGGUUUUGGGUGGAGCAGCAGAUAUCAGUCGAUGGCGUUGAGCGUGGCGAAAGACUGACUUCUCCCGGAAGUGGGUGGUUUAGUCGCCACUCGGUCACUGCUGGCUAAUGAGCGAUCGCUGGGAUGAAGGAGAGUUGGGGACAUUCUUACGGCUGAAAAAUAUCCAACGACAUAUUUCUAAAAUAAUUAUAUUUUUAAGAAAAUAUAGUUGCGGUCCACCGCAGAAACCUCUCACAAACGCUAUCAGAAAAAGCCCAGACACCUCGCCGCCAAGAUGAUGGAAGAAAUUGACAGAUUCCAGGUGCCGACUGAGGCAGAGAUACAGCCAUUUGAUCCAGCAUCGUCAACCGCAUCAGAGGCUGAUUCAGAUACCAGGGAGAGCGAGCCUGCCACUCUAAACUAUAAACCUUCUCCCAUUCACAUGAAGAUAGACAAACAGAGAGAGCUUGCUAGAAAAGGAUCACUGAAAAAUGGCAAUGCUGGAAGCCCUGUCAAUCAACAACCCAAGAAAAAUAAUGUGAUGGUCCGGACAAGGCUAGUGGUUCCCAAUAAAGGCUACUCCUCUUUAGACCAGAAUCCAGAUGAGAAGCCUUUAGUUGCUCUGGACACAGACAGCGAUGACGACUUUGACAUGUCUAGAUAUUCCUCAUCAGGAUACUCGUCAGCUGAGCAGAUAAACCAGGACCUGAACAUUCAACUACUAAAAGAUGGAUACAGGCUGGAUGAGAUCCCUGACGAUGAAGACCUGGAUCUCAUACCGCCAAAAUCUGUCAACUCAACCUGCAUGUGCUGCCAAGCCACUUCUUCCACUGCUUGUCAAAUCCAGUAAACUCACAUUUCUUCCCUCCCUUUGCUCCCUGUCAAUCUCUCCCUAUCUGUUUUCUUUAAUAGUCUCAGUCAAAACAUCUAGUCAGUAUUACAAAGGGAAAUGUACAGUAAAUGUUAUGAUGAACAUGGUUUACAGGAAAAUGUGAACACACAAAAAACACAUUAUAUGUAUGCACACAUUUACUAUAACAUAUGAUUCUUAACAUGACUACUAUCGGUUGCUUCCUCCUAUGGCAGGAUACGCACUGUAAGCUAAUAAGCUGGAGAGAGUCUGCUGUCUUGCAUCUCCUAUCCAGCAUUGUGUUAUAAGUGAACAUAGAAAAAAUAAAGCAUUAAAAAGCUUUAAUUAUGAAUUAAACAAAACUUGAUGUUACAGAGAGUUUGAAAUAGCUUAUAUACAGAAUUUUCUGCUUUCAUGUUGCACUCGUUGCAUUAACUUUGUCGUUACGGUAUGUAACUGGUUGGAUGUUUAUUGUUAGUGGCUGCUAUUGAGGCUAUACUGUACUUCAGUUUGUUUCCGUUUAACAUUUUGCAUGUUGGUGCGUUUGUACUGCAGCGCUAACAGCAGCCUUGUCUGGUAUGCACCUGAGCAUCACACUUUUAAAAACGUAAUAUCUCACAUAUUUAUUUGUGUUUAUCUGAAUCACAUUUGCAUCAGCACUGGAUUACAGACUAAUUAAAAUAAUGGAAAUGUUUCUUUACAGUGACCCUUUUUAGAUAGUCUGAAUAGUUUUACCUGAUUGGAAAUGGAAGUGUAGCAGUAGUUCUGUCUGGAAGACACAGUAGCAUUACACCAUUUAUUUAAUUCAGGCAUUUCAUCCAAUUAUAAUCCUGCAUCUGCUUUAUCUUUAUAAACUCUGCAGCUGUCUUUCAUAGCUCGUUAUGCACGUUGAUUUCACCCCCAUCUACCCAUUCACGACCAGUUUAGGUCCAGUCCUGCAGUAGGCGUAAGUUCCUCUCCCAUGCCGUGUUUUCUGCCAGGAUCUGACAUCUGAACGAGAAUCUAAGAGCUGAACCGUAGCACAGGGUUUACAUGAUUAUUCUCAAUUAUUCUCGUAUCUUUCUCUUAGAAAUGUCAAGGCCUGGGCUAAUGUUAUUUUCACAAUACCAUGUCACCACGGACCUAAGAUGAUAAAAAUUCUUAUAUGAAGACCUAUUCUGAGUGACUGUCUCUCACUGCAGGUUAUAAAAUGUUCAAUAUUUAAAGCUCAUGUAAGCUUAUUUAUAAAGAAUUGUUUUAUUCAAGGAGAUGUUCAGAAAUCAAACAGUAGUGGCUGAUCUGAUCAGGUGAUCCUGCCAAAUAAUUUUUAUGUACAUUUUUUGUGGAAUGUGCUUUCUGUUCUUUAUAAUUUAGCAUAUAUAUGAUAAAUAUCUCAUGGAAAUCAGUUACUUCUCAUUCAGUACUUUCGCAGAUACCAUGGGCUGUUUAUACACAUACCGUUUUCCACUGGUUUUAGGAGCUACAUACAGAAUGUUAGCUUUGUCAAAAUAAUACAUUUUUUCAGCCUGUCUUAACAUCCAUUAUUAUUAUUAAACAUGAUUAAUUCUGUCAAUGAUGAAGCUGCAAUAUUUGUGUGUUAUUUUGCACUGUUCCUCAACACAUUCAAUCCUUUUCCAGGUUAUAGCUUACCCUUCUUUUGAGUUUUGAAGCCAAACACAGGAUUUUCAUAAGGCUAUUUUAUAUAUUAUGUACACAUUUUCAUGAUCAAGCUGUUUCACAAAAUCCAAAUUUUAACUUCUCUUAUUCACCAUUUAGUCUAUCUUAACUAUGACUAAAAUGUAAUAGCCUGAUGUGUUCAAUUAAAAGCGUAACCAAAGGUGAGAACUUGUGGAUGGAUAAAAGCAGUGUUUUCUGUCAUAAAUGUAACAAAUGAUGUGGGAAAGCCCAUUUAUGUGAUAUGUUGUUAUCGGUUUCAGUGAUAUCAAUAAAAUCUCACCUGAAUUAUGAUUUACUAAUUUCAAGACCGAAAGAAAGCCCAUGCAGCUUGAUUGUGAGCUUUAUGAAACGAUAAUUGUUAUUGUUAUUAUAUAUAUUUAAUUAGAAUUUACACAAGCAAAUGUAACCCUUACUGUCAUCUUUCAUUUGUUUUAAUGUGUCAGCCUGUAAUGCCAUAAUUUGCAGGCAAUGAAAUUAAAAAUAUGAAUGUUGCACUUAAAUGAUAUUGAUGUAAAGUACAGAAUAUAUAAGUACAAUUGUAGUAGCUCAAAGUUUAAAUAUAUACAGUACAUAUAAAAGUAAUUGAUACAU